Messenger RNA from Vairimorpha ceranae, 450 nucleotides. Its product is annotated as signal peptidase complex subunit 3. Gene Ontology annotation, cellular component: membrane; signal peptidase complex. The transcript has a single exon. The record is from RefSeq and is a predicted model, not a curated record. The coding region runs from base 1 to 450 and encodes 149 amino acids. NCBI's taxonomy places the organism in Eukaryota, Fungi, Microsporidia, Nosematidae.
AUGCAAUUCACUAAACAAAGGUUUUCAUUUUGUUUUUCUGGUAUAUUUUAUCCUACGGUAGUUCUUCUUGGUUCAAUAUUUUUAUGUUCACUGUUGAUAGAAAAAGCGCCGCCUAAAUCAAAUAUGGAGAUAAAAGAAGUGUUGUCUAAAGGACACAGAAGGAUAAUAACUUUUAAUCCUAAAAUUGAUUUAACUUCGCAAUUUAAUUUCAAUGUUAAAAUAAUAUUUUUAUACGCCAGGAUUAAUUAUUCAACAGGCAGUCAAGAAAUGAUAUGGUCUCGAAUUAUUAGACGAGGAGAUAAAAAGAUUAUUAAUGAAAUUUGUAGAAGUAUAUAUGAUAUACGUGGUGAAGUGGGUACUGAAGUAGAAAUUGAGUUGAGAGGAUGUAUGACUCCAUUUGUAGGACUUAUUAGAAAUUUCUCAUAUGGAUCAGUUAAGACUAUAGUAUAA